AUGCCGUCACUAGAGACGGUGGACGUCUAUGACCUUCUCUUUGAUUACGUUCGCAAGUUCCCCUUCAAUGAAAAAGUAAAAAAACGCAUUGAUUUUGAUAACCUGGACGCCUCCUGUGUGGUGGAGUCAAAAUUUCGAAUUCGCAAUCUCGCCUCCCGCCACGAAGAGAAUACCUGUCCUCCCUCUACCGGCGUGGGUGGCCGUCCCCGCACCUGUAUUAUCUUCUCGUCCACCUUUGACAAUUCUACUUCGUCCGAACAGACACACAGCCUGCGAGCGGAGAAGCGUACCACCGCAACAUGUCGUCUGCAGCUCACCAAAACGGUUACGCGUAAUGGGAAUAUUAAUGUGCAGAUUUCUCCGCCCAACACCAUGAUCCAGGCCAAUGGAGGUUUUUCGAAGGAGAAGACUCUCACCACGGAGAAGGAAGAGGUGAUGGAGGAGGAGCUUUGCUGGUCUCUUGACACCCAGGUUGUCAUUCAACCGGGUCAUCGAACCAAAGCUGAUUUCGUUAUUACUGAAGGGAAUUACACAGGCAUAUUCCAGGUCGACACAGUGUUCGAGGGAAAGAUCUCUGUAAUUCUUCGUAACAAACGCAAACAACCUGUCACGAUGCUCAAUAUUGACGAUCUGCGAGUAUUUCUAAGGCCGGAGCAGGGAUUUAAGCCCUUGCCAAAUGGAAACCCAGUAUCGGUAGUAUUCACCAACGAGGGUAUUUGCACAUGCAGCUACGGUAUCGAACAACAUGUGGAAUUACGCGAGGAGAAGAUUUGA
Molecule: messenger RNA, 774 nt
Organism: Echinococcus granulosus
Lineage: Eukaryota; Metazoa; Platyhelminthes; Cestoda; Cyclophyllidea; Taeniidae
Exons: 2
Coding region: 1-774 (257 amino acids)
Source: RefSeq, a predicted model, not a curated record